AUGGCGCCAAAGUUGAAAGAGAUACGGUUGUUGUUGUCUAAAAUCCAACUAAAUGUUGAGGAACUAGCAACUAGCAUUGACGAAAGGAACCAUCUUUACGCUUUGGGCCUAGCGCCCUCGAGUGAUGACAAUAAUGAGUUGGCGAGUCUCUUGAGUAAAACAAUGGGGUAUUUCAAAACUAUUCAGCAAGACAUGUUGCAUACUAAAGACGCGGCUGUCAACGAUCAAUUCGAUGAUCUUGUGAAGCUGUAUAAUGAAGCACUUGCGGAAAUGCAAUCUGAUCCAAGCGUAAACGUUGCAGAGUAUCAAUACGAAAAACCGGUAAUUAAUAGAGUCCGUUUCAAUGAUGUCACAACUACCUUCCAGUCUUAUCAAGAUGUGUCUCCUGAGCCGCAACUAGAAUCGGAAUCUGCAUUGAAGUAUUCCCCAGAGUCUGAACCACAAACCGAAACAGAAGGAGAGUCUGAAGCAGAGUUGGAGCAAACUAAUCAUCAAAUGUUUGCGCAACACCAACAAACCAUGAUGAGACAGGACCAAGACCUUGACUUAUUGCACGAACUGAUUACGCGGCAAAAUCGUAUGGGACAUGAUAUUGACCAAGAGUUGAACGAACAUUUGAUAAUAUUAAAUGAUCUAGAGGAAGGAACAGACAAUUCUCAGUUGCGAAUGCGUAGAGCAACAACAAGAUUAAACAAGUUUAUACAAACAGCGAGAGAGAAUGGCAGUUUGUUAUUGAAUAGUGCACAUGAUAGUAAUAUCAAUAGAAACCCCGACGCUAAAAAGGCAGAUAGAAAUAUUAUUUUGUUUAACGGAUUCAUUAUAACGGACCUACCAAGGAAGAUUUAA
Molecule: messenger RNA, 846 nt
Organism: Lodderomyces oxycetoniae
Lineage: Eukaryota; Fungi; Ascomycota; Pichiomycetes; Serinales; Debaryomycetaceae
Gene: SYN8
Product: syntaxin
Exons: 2
Coding region: 1-846 (281 amino acids)
Biological process (GO): intracellular protein transport; vesicle fusion
Cellular component (GO): SNARE complex; membrane; endomembrane system
Molecular function (GO): SNARE binding; SNAP receptor activity
Source: RefSeq, a predicted model, not a curated record